UCUCUCUCUUGGAAAAUAGAAAACAAAGGGAAAGGAGAAACCGCUCAAUUCAUCGGAAGCCACGCCUCUCUUUGGCAGGAAAACGCCCCAUAUUGCCGGAAUUCGGCAUUGGAAAAGGGGAUUUUCUCGCCGGGAAAGACGACCCAAUUGCUGGAAUCCCGCAUAUUCUCACCGGGGAACAGACCCAACUCUUCUCUGGUGGGGGUUCUUCUAUUUUGCAGUUACGUGAGAGUGGCUUCUCGAGAUUCCGGCGAAGAUCUCCGGUACUUUUGGCCAAUUUCACUGGUUUCCUCCAGGAAUUCGAUCCAGUUUGUGGUUAUUUCACGGAUUUUGAGGCCAAUUUGAUCGGUUUUCCGGCCAAUUACAUUGAUUUUCAAGCCGAAUUCACCGGUUUUUCAACCAAGAUCCAUCCGCAACAGUGCAUUUCAUUCCCUUCUUCUUCUCUAUGCAUCUAAAAAGAGCGUAUCAUUUGAUCUCAGAAUUGGGUUCACAAACCCCAAUUCACCAUAGCGCAUCCCCAUUUCCCUUCAUAUCACCACCAUUUCCCCUGCAAUUUGCUCCCCCAAUUUCCGGCAACUCAAAAUGGGUCCGAAAAAGCCCAUUUCCUGGGUUCGAGGAAAGCCCAUUGGCUCUGGUUCUUUCGGAAUUGUAAGCCUCGCCAUGGACAAAUCAACUGGCGAGUUAUUCGUUGUCAAAUCUGCUGACGAAUCGCUCUCGAAGCCCUCUUUUGAAGUUUUACAAAACGAGUCACAUAUCCUACUCGGAAUCGACUCGCCUCACAUCGUACGGCGCUUAGGAGACGACUUCUCCGAGAUCGACGGCUCAAAAAGGGGGAACCUCUUCAUGGAGUACAUGGCGGGGGGCAACCUCGCCGAAAUCUUGGGAAAUUUCGGGGGUUCACUGGCUGAGCCGGUAAUCCGGUCAUACACAAGAGAAAUAUUGAAGGGGCUCUCGUACCUGCAUGAAAAUCAAAUUGUUCAUGGUGACCUCAAAUGUAAAAAUGUAUUAUUUGGGCCCUGUGGGAAAAUAAAAUUAGGAGACUUUGGGUGUGCAAAAAAGAUAAACAAAGGGAAAACCAUAGAAAGGGGUUUCACAGUUGAGGGCACCCCUUUGUUUAUGGCACCUGAGGUCUUGAGGAGGGAGGAAUUAGGGUUUGGAUGUGACAUUUGGGCCCUGGGGUGUACGGUCAUUGAGAUGGCUACCGGGAAACCGGCUUGGUCCGGUGGCCACGAGGUGGACCCCAUGGCCGCGAUUUACAGGAUCGCAUUUUCGCGAGAUUUUCCCGAGUUCCCGGCGAGAUUUUCAAGGGAGGGGAGGGACUUUUUGAGGAGAUGCUUUGAGAGGGACCCUCGAGAGAGGUGGGGGUGUGAGCAACUACUCGCGCACCCAUUUCUAUCGGGCCGAGAAAUCGGCGAUGCGGAGUUUGGAUCGCCGAUGAGGUGGGGAGAGGGCCUCGAGUUGCCAAUUUUUAGGGGUGAGGGAGUUGGAUCGCCGAGGAGACAAGAGGAGGGGGAUCUUCAACCCAAUGGAUUGCCGAUUUUGGAGGGGGUGAGGAGAAAGAUUGAUGGUUCCGGAUCCGCGAAUUUGAAUGGGUUUGGAUCACCGGGAAGAAAGACGGAAAGUUUUGGAUCGCCGACUAGCAUUUUGGAUGUGGAUUUCUGCAAAUGGAAUGAGAAUGACGAUGACGAAGAGGGAUGCACGGACAAGGAUGAGGGCUAUAGGGACAUGGACUUGCUGAGGAGGAUGUUGGCCUUGAGGACGGGACACAUGAAAGGGGUCGAGAACGACGAGUUCUUCAAUUCAUCGCCGAGGUGGCUCAUGGUCAGGUCCAAUGGUGGAUCUUAGCCAUUUCAAUAGAUGUAUUUAACAUUGAAAAAAAAUUAGUGUACCACAACAUUUGAGAAA
Amborella trichopoda is the source of this 1905-nucleotide messenger RNA. RefSeq names its product mitogen-activated protein kinase kinase kinase 18. Gene Ontology annotation, molecular function: protein kinase activity; ATP binding. Gene Ontology annotation, biological process: signal transduction; protein phosphorylation. The record is from RefSeq and is a predicted model, not a curated record. NCBI's taxonomy places the organism in Eukaryota, Viridiplantae, Streptophyta, Magnoliopsida, Amborellales, Amborellaceae.